Messenger RNA from Syngnathus typhle (broad-nosed pipefish), 2110 nucleotides. RefSeq names its product oxytocin receptor-like. The coding region runs from base 169 to 1206 and encodes 345 amino acids. The record is from RefSeq and is a predicted model, not a curated record. Gene Ontology annotation, cellular component: membrane. The transcript has 2 exons. Gene Ontology annotation, molecular function: vasopressin receptor activity; peptide binding. Gene Ontology annotation, biological process: positive regulation of vasoconstriction; G protein-coupled receptor signaling pathway; regulation of systemic arterial blood pressure by vasopressin. Lineage: Eukaryota; Metazoa; Chordata; Actinopteri; Syngnathiformes; Syngnathidae.
GAUUCCAGCCCGAGCUCACUCCCACUUCUGACUUGAAAAAUGGUGCAAAGGCAGCCAGCCACACAAUUCUUACUGCAGCUACUUAAAAAAACAAAAACAAACGGUGUAAUUUCUGAAUAUAUUCAUGCAAGCUGAAGAUUUGGUCAUACACCUGAACAUCAGGCGAGGAUGACACCAGCAAUCAACGACAGCGAGCUGGCGGAUCCGAGAGACGAGACUCUGGCCAGGGUAGAGAUCACUCUGCUGGCCAUCAUUUUCUCCAGCGCCGCCAUCCUGAACGGCGUCCUGCUGCUGGUCCUGUGGCGACAGCGCAAGCACAUGAGCCGGAUGCGCGUCUUCGUCUUCCACCUGGCGCUGGCCGACCUGGUAGUGACGUUCUUCCAGGUGUGCCCGCAGCUCAUAUGGGACAUCACGGACAGGUUCAUCGGGCCGGACCUGGUUUGCCGCCUGGUGAAGUAUUUGCAGGUUCUGGGCAUGUUCUCGUCCACUUAUAUGAUCGUGGCCAUGACGGUGGACCGGUACCAAGCGGUGUGCAACCCCAUGGUCAAGUUUCAGCGGACGCACCGGCGCAUGAGCGCGGCCGUGUGCGCGGCGUGGGGGGUGUCGCUGGUGGGCAGUCUGCCUCAGGUGUUCAUCUUCUCCCGGGUGGAGGUGGCACCGGGUGUGUACGACUGCUGGGCCAACUUUGUCCAGCCGUGGGGGCUCAAGACCUACAUUACGUGGACCACCGCGGUCAUCUUCGUGGUGCCCGUCAUCACGCUUAUCUUCUGCCAAGUGCGCAUCUGCAGGGCCAUCCAACAGAAUCUGCGCCGGAAGGCUCGGCGCGGCCUGUCUGUCCCGUUGCCCCCCCGAGCCAGUGGCGCGGCCGGCAUGCCUAAAGCCAGGGUAAAGACCCUCAAGAUGACCGUUGUUAUUGUGCUGGCAUAUGUGGUGUGCUGGUCCCCCUUCUUCACAGUUCAGCUGUGGUCUGCGUGGGACCCCAAUGCACCAAAGGAAUCUGCCACCUUCACCAUCCUGAUGUUGCUGGCCAGUCUCAACAGCUGCGCCAACCCCCUUAUCUACCUCUUCUUCAGUGGUCCGCUGCCUCGAAGGCUCCUGAUGCCGGUGUGCCAAAGGCGCUCCUUCACCAAGGACUCCAUGCACGACGAGGCAACACUGGUCAGCACCUUCUACACCAGUUUUAAAACUAUCAACAACAACAAAUGAAGAAAGCGUUUCAGGGGAGGAACACUGGUGAAAAGAAGCAAGGAGUGUUAACGCCUGCUGCAUGCCGUGAAGAUCCUAAACCUCCGGUGUCUCUCUGGACUGUAAAUAUAUCAUUUGACAAAUGAGAUGUUAAAUAUGGCAUCUCUCAGACAAGCACAAGUGGGUGGCCUGCAUGGGGAAGUGUGUUCCAGAUGCAGGACGUAGGGCAAGAACACGAGAACAAGGACAUUGUGUCCGAGUGAGGUGCCAGAAAGAAAACCAGUCUCCAAUAACCAUUAUGUUCCAUUCCUUUUCUAUGGUGUCACUCGAGGAGAACAUUCAGCAGACACCUGCACAGUGAAGAACCAAUACUGUGGUGUCCUGAGACACGAGUUCAGUUCCAAAAUCAUCUUUUUGUUGUAAAAUGAUCAGAAAUUGGAACCAUAUUCUGGAUCAUCAUGGUGCAUAAUUUUUCUUAACCAAAACUAGGCUGUGCUAAAAAUAAAAUAAUAUAUAUUUCUUUCAGAUUUACUCACACGAGACAAGUGUGCUGCCAUCUAGCGGUCAAGAUGGGAAUUACAAACAAUGGAGUUAACUGUAAUCAGUUCAAAUUUGCUAUGUGCCAAAUUACUUACUUACUGAAGUGUGUUGUGUUCACUGUCACCCCACAGUGUCGUAUCUCACAGCUCAGCCCCCAAAAAAUCGACCUAACUACUUGUAUUUUGAAACACUCGAAAGUUGGGUCACUCAUAUCUCAAGGCACCACUGUCCUAUAAAUUGAUUCCAAGACACACACAAUCAAGCCUGAGCACUAUUAAUUUAAAAGCUGCAUUUUUAACUAUUUCAUUGUUGGACUUUAUCACAAGUUGCAUCUUGUGACAGGUGGGCGAGGAUAAAUUUAAGCAUGAUUUAUUUUACAUUUAAU